This is a messenger RNA of Annulohypoxylon maeteangense, 1947 nucleotides long. RefSeq lists its product as uncharacterized. The record is from RefSeq and is a predicted model, not a curated record. Lineage: Eukaryota; Fungi; Ascomycota; Sordariomycetes; Xylariales; Hypoxylaceae. Bases 1 to 1947 code for a protein of 648 amino acids. The transcript has a single exon.
AUGGAUCCGUCUACCUUAUUCGCCCUUCCCACAGAGCUCAUAUCACAAAUCUGCGAUAUCCUUUAUCACACCCAUCCAUCGAGCUUGCUCAACUUUGCAAGGUCUAAUAAGGCUUGUUAUACCAUCGCCUCCGCUUUCUUCUCCCGCACCAUCUGGAUCUUCGCAGCCGAGCCAGAAGACCUGAUCACAGUUGUCCAAGAGCAUCUCGAAAGGUUACACCGCCUCGGCGCUCUCGGGUGUGUCCGUCGCUUGGUAAUAUACGGCCCAGGCGUAGACUGCCCGAAUCGUGAUACGCCCCCGGAUUCCUCGGCGCCUAUGGCUGUGGCUGAUCUAGAAGGUCGUUUCGACAACCCUCGGUUAAGUUUCUAUCUAUUUGACGAAUCGCCGGUGGAAAAGGUACACGAGUUUGAUAACAGAUGGCUGCCAUUAGUCGACCUAAUUCGACAAUUACCUUCAUUAGCGGAUCUUAUAUAUCAAUGUCCUGGCCAAUUCCCACCUUGUCUACUGCAGGCUUUACAUGAGCAUCUCCCUAAAUGUAGGCUUCAUAUCGACAACUUCUAUCUACGCAGCCUUGUCGCCAACCCACCUAUCGCGGACCCUUAUGAAUUUAUGAUUGCCACCUCGCCGUGCCUUUACAGCAUCAGCAUAGCGGCACAUCAUGAUGACAAGAGCGCGCCAUCGCAUCAUGUUGGGGCAGUAUUUCGUCUAGUUUCGGGGUUAGCUCCUAACUUAAAGGAGGUGCACCUGUUCCGCAAUAAGAAAUGGAAAUGGAAUGCGGAUCAGGAACACUCCUCUUUCUUCCCGCCUUGGGGAAACCUACCUAUAUCCAAAGCAUGUCCUGGAGUAUUGGGAUCGCUGUCAUGCUUGCAGCUAUGGGGACCUGACGACGAGGGGUCUUCAAUCACAGACCGAGUCAUAACAGACUGGAGCAUGCAUACUGACUUUACCGUACUGCGAGUCCUCAGAAUAAAUAGUGUAAUCGGCGAAGAUGUUCUCAACAACUUAGUAAAUGGUUCUCAUAACUUUCGAUCUCUUGAAACAUUAGUCCUCACCUUACGCCAUACUGGAGAGCUCGCGCCUGUGGCUCGCGUGUCUUCGUUAACAGAGAUGUUAGUCUGCGAUUUACAGGGACUACAUACUCUUGAAAUUAUAGGAUGGUGUAAAAAGAUCGCCAUAAGCACAAAAUUGAGCCCCAAGCUGCGAAGUCUUAGAUUGCGGCCCUGCUAUGAUCAAUACCUUACAUGGCGGGAUAUCACCAACAUUCGAGCACGAUGCCCCAUGAUCGAAAAUCUCGAUAUACCUCUCCUCCGUACCAAGGGCGACGCAAACGAAGUGGCUCUGUAUGAAGCACUCGGUACUUUACCCAAACUAGAGGAUCUUGCUUUGGAUCUGUAUGUGCCAUUUCGGUCUUGUCGUUCUGGCGAAGAAGUGCCGCGACCUAAGCCUUAUUUUGAUGACUUCGACCGAGAACUCCUUACCGGGUUCAAUUUUUUGAAAGGCCACGUUCGAGAUGUUUUCAUCAACAAUGCCGUGGAUGGAACUCUUGUCCGAGCUAUUUUUGAAACCAUUUCUGGAGUAAAGGGACGCUAUAAUCUCGGCCGGCUAGAAAGACUAAAGAUAGACGCUGGGGGCAACAGAUGUCUUAGUAUCUUUAGCAACAAGUUCCAAAUUUUAAGAAAAUAUGGUGUCCCGCUCUAUGGUACAUGGCAAGUCGAUCGUAACCCGCGAGACGAUUCACGCCAAGUAUUAAUCACCAAGAGACUUAAGCAAAAGAAUAGGGAGUUGGAGGAGAGGCAACACAAUGAAGUCGAUCAGCUUUUUCCAGAGAUUGUGGCCGAUCCAUCCGAGGUGGAAUCGAUCUUUAGGCGGAUCUGGCCGGAGCGAUGGGAAGGUAGCGACUGGUGGGAUGAUUGGUAUAGCUUCCCUCUCUCGAAAUCUACUUCCUGA